AUGAAGAACUGGUGUUCUCAUCUGGGCAGGAGUGGAGUGCAGUUUCAAUAUCGCAUAGAUCUGUUUUAUCAAUACCCCAAUCGAGAGUCAAACCAUGACAAUGCAACGUCCGGAGAGUGGAGCUUGGAGGCGCCAACUUGUCUGCAGAUGGGUCGAAUACUAGAGGCCUCUGACAGAAGGGAAGAAGCCCUUACGCCUUCUUACAGAGGCCGGCUUUCUGUGUUUGGUCUAUGGGGCCAGAAGGCCUUCAUGUCUGCCCCAGUGAGUUCAGUGCAGUUUUGGCGUGUCGAUUCCUCGCCACCAAAUGGAGCCUCAAUCAGACAUGAGAGCCCACAUUUGUGGGCAAAAGGGGUUUUGAAAGAACCCAAUUUUAGUCUUGGCGCUCAUCUUUGGACAACACGCUUCGCUGAUUGUGUUGUAGAAUGUUUCAUUGUCACUUGA
Molecule: messenger RNA, 441 nt
Organism: Protopolystoma xenopodis
Lineage: Eukaryota; Metazoa; Platyhelminthes; Monogenea; Polystomatidea; Polystomatidae
Source: the annotation of a GenBank genome assembly